AUGAAUAAUGUGCAAUUGAGCCUAGACUCCAUGGAUAGGAGGGUUGUUGAACUCGAGACAAUUCUUGGAAAGGAAUCGAGGACUACUGAUCUACCAUCUAAGAUCCGACUACUUUCUUUGCAGGUUCACCAAACAUUCACAAAAGGAAAGGCCUAUAGUGACCAAAUGCUACAAUUGUUACAGCUAUACUGUACAUUAAAUGACAAUGUAUGUGAACCUAACGUAGAUGAAGUAGCGUUACAUACUGUCCUAAGUUGUGCAGAUGAAAUUGUCAUUUUAAAUAAGAAACUUAGUGUAUUGGAUACUACAUGUAAUGAAUACCUAAAUUUCGAUGUUAUACACACAGCAUCGAAAGAAAACCUAAUACUUCAGGUUUCAAAGCUUAAAGAGUUGCCAACUCUUAUAGAAUUCUGCCAAAUUUUACUAUCUAGGACCUUAAACUUGGUUCACCGUUUCAUUCAAUGGAACAUAAAAAUUAAUGACUCAUUUAAUGGAAUCAAUAGGGAGCUAUUAUUUUUGGGGAAUUUUUUAAAUAGUGCUUGUUCAAAAUAG
Messenger RNA from Naumovozyma castellii, 552 nucleotides. RefSeq names its product Ldb18p (gene LDB18). The transcript has a single exon. NCBI's taxonomy places the organism in Eukaryota, Fungi, Ascomycota, Saccharomycetes, Saccharomycetales, Saccharomycetaceae. The coding region runs from base 1 to 552 and encodes 183 amino acids. The record is from RefSeq and is a predicted model, not a curated record.